UGUAACAUGCUAAUGCUAAACAGGGACUUGUCAGGGACCUUAUGUUUGAAUAGAGCAGGUCAGAGCUAAAAAAAAAAAAACAAAACCCUGAUUGAGCCACAUGGUUCAACAGUGUUUGUGACAGCGCCUACCUGAGGACAGUAGUGGAACAGCUGGCUGUGACUUCAGGAUCUUUACUAUAAUUUUUUUUUCACUCACUGUUUUUAAGUUACUUUUCUUCAGUGUCUGUGAGUUUGGACCAAUCACAGGCUGUACAACUGUUGACCAAUCACUGCUCUCCGUCUGAGCCCCUGAUAUAAUAGAUUGAAAAACUCUCGCCGCUGACACUCACCCUCUCUCACCCUCUCCGGGUGUUCACUGACUCUACAUUUAUUUGCUGUGACUCUGUUCCUCCUUCAGUCCCGGAUCUUCCGUCAUGUUCCGCUGCAGCGGCCUCUCGACUCCUCUUUACCCGUCCUUCCUGCCUCCUCCGUCGGCCUUCUCUCCUCCGUCGUCCCGCUCUCUGAUGGAGCAUGGUCUGGCGCUCAGCCGCCCGGCCAGCGCCCUCCACCGGACCCUGACCUCCACGAUUCCCGGGCCAGACUCGAUGCCUCUUCGCCCGCUGCCCGUGGCCUGUGUCCGGGCUGCAGCUCCGAGCAGCAGCUCCGGAUCACCGCACAGAACCAGCCCGAAUUCUGGACUCAAGUUCGGCGUCAACGCCAUUCUAGCUCCGUCCACACGAAGCAGCGUCCAAACUCUUCAGACCAAAUCCUUCCUUCCUUCGUUCUUCGACGCCUCAGACCUGCAGCCCUUCAUCACAGCCACUUAUUUUACUGUAACGACUCCUCCAGCCUCCUCCUCCUCCUUCUCCUCCUCCUCCUCCUCCUCCUCAAUCGUUCCCGUCCCAGGAACAUUUUCAUGGCCCCUGGCUCCAAGAGGGAAACCCCGCAGAGGAAUGCUGCGGCGUGCAGUUUUCUCCGACCUCCAGAGGAAGGCUCUGGAGAGAAUGUUCCAGAAACAAAAAUACAUCAGUAAACCAGAGAGGAAGAAGUUGGCGGGAAAACUAGACUUGAAAGACUCGCAGGUGAAGAUCUGGUUCCAGAACCGCAGGAUGAAGUGGAGAAACUGCAAAGAACGAGAGCUGCUGUCAACAGGGGGCUCCCGUGAGCAGACACUGCCCACCAGAACAAACCCACACCCCGACCUCACUGAUGUAAGCUCUGCCUUCACCCACACCCAGCCCCGCCCCCAUCACCUCAGCACCAGUGUACAGCUCCAUCACAAUGAGUCAGAGCUCUCAGAGUCGGAGCAGGAAGAAAUCCACGUUUCAUAACAAACUCACAAAAUGACUUUUUUCCACAAUCCCUGGUUUUUGUACAGUUAUUUUUUGCAGAAAUAUUGGGAGAGGUUAAAGACACUUCUUAAUAAAAAUUAAUAUUUUCUUAUAUAUGUAUUUUGAAAUAAAUAUAUUAUUUUUGUUGAUGAUCUGUUCUGAAACUCGUUUUACAUUGUAAGUAGUGACGGUUUAACAUUUUUGUAAAAUCACAGAAAGGUCAGAUGUAAAAAAUAAAAAAAACAUAAAAAAGUGAGAUUAAAAACACGAGAAAAAGACAUUUUAAUUUUAAUGAAGCAAUAAGCAA
Cynoglossus semilaevis (tongue sole) is the source of this 1619-nucleotide messenger RNA. RefSeq names its product homeobox protein DBX1-B-like. The record is from RefSeq and is a predicted model, not a curated record. Gene Ontology annotation, molecular function: DNA-binding transcription factor activity, RNA polymerase II-specific; DNA binding. NCBI's taxonomy places the organism in Eukaryota, Metazoa, Chordata, Actinopteri, Pleuronectiformes, Cynoglossidae. Gene Ontology annotation, biological process: regulation of transcription by RNA polymerase II.